AUGGCGUCCAAGCUCUUCUCUGCAGUGAAGCUCGGCGGCAAGAAGGCUCCGACGCAACUGAAGCAUCGCGUGGUGAUGGCGCCUAUGACUCGUCAACGCAUGGGUGACGACGGAGUGCAUGGACCUGCUGUGGCUACGUUCUGCGAGCAGCGAGCCACCGAUGGCGGUCUGUUGAUCACUGAGGCCACCAACAUCAGUGCCUAUGCUCGCGGUUACUACGGCUCCCCCGGUUUGUUCACCCCGGAGCAAGUGGAAGGAUGGAAGGCCGUGACGACCGCGGUGCAUGGCAAAGGUGGCAAAAUCUUCAACCAGUUGUGGCACACUGGCCGGAUCAGCCACCCUCUCAACCUGCCUGGGGGAGCGCAGCCCGUUUCCGCGAGCGCAACCAACAUGGAGGGGGUGCAGAGUCUCGCUACAACCGUCAAGGGCCGUUUGCUGCACCCGAACCCACGCGCGCUCGAGAUCGAUGAAAUCCCGGGCAUUGUCGAGGACUACACGCGUGCGGCCGAAACGCACUGGAGGCAGGCUUCGACGGUCCCUGAAAAUCGUUCCCGCAUUGUGUUCGAGGCCAUCGAGGCCAUUCUGUCUUCCGUGGACUCGAGCAAGGUGGGCAUUCGCUUGUCCCCGUUCGGCACGGCUUUCGGCUGCACCGACUCGAACCCGCGCGAGAUCUACGACUACGUGGUCAAGAAGUUGAACGACUACGAUCUCGCGUACCUCCACAUGGUUGAACCGCGCGGCAUGCAGCAGCCUGCACCCGACGCACCGGAGGGUGGCGUUACCUCCAUCUACCGCGAAAUGUACAAGGGCGUCAUGAUCGGUGCUGAAGCUCGCAAGGUGGUCGAGGACGGAACGACCGACCUCGUGGCCUUCGCGCGCGACUUCAUCUCCAAUCCGGAUCUUGUGGAGCGCAUCCGCAGGGUCGCCGAGCUCAGCCCAGUCGAUUGGCAGACUGUGUAUGUGCCGCUGGACGCUCCUUACGAGAAGGGAUACACGGACUACCCGUUCCUAGUGGAGAAGACAUCCGCGUAA
This is a messenger RNA of Phytophthora sojae, 1032 nucleotides long. RefSeq lists its product as hypothetical. The transcript is spliced from 2 exons. The record is from RefSeq and is a predicted model, not a curated record. Lineage: Eukaryota; Oomycota; Peronosporomycetes; Peronosporales; Peronosporaceae. The coding region runs from base 1 to 1032 and encodes 343 amino acids. Gene Ontology annotation, molecular function: FMN binding; oxidoreductase activity.